This is a messenger RNA of Ceratotherium simum simum (southern white rhinoceros), 2736 nucleotides long. The record is from RefSeq and is a predicted model, not a curated record. NCBI's taxonomy places the organism in Eukaryota, Metazoa, Chordata, Mammalia, Perissodactyla, Rhinocerotidae.
UUUGUGAACAGCCAGGAGUGGACCCUGAGCCGCUCAGUGCCGGAGCUUAAAGUGGGCAUUGUGGGAAACCUGUCUAGUGGGAAGUCGGCCCUGGUGCACCGCUAUCUCACGGGGACGUAUGUCCAGGAGGAGUCCCCUGAAGGGGGUCGGUUUAAGAAGGAGAUUGUGGUGGAUGGCCAGAGUUACCUGCUGCUGAUUCGAGAUGAAGGAGGCCCCCCUGAGCUCCAGUUUGCUGCCUGGGUGGACGCAGUGGUGUUUGUGUUCAGCCUGGAGGAUGAAAUCAGCUUCCAGACGGUGUACAACUACUUCCUGCGGCUCUGCAGCUUCCGCAACGCCAGCGAGGUGCCCAUGGUGCUGGUGGGCACGCAGGAUGCCAUCAGUGCCGCAAACCCCCGGGUCAUCGACGACAGCAGGGCCCGCAAGCUCUCCACGGACUUGAAGCGCUGCACCUACUACGAGACGUGCGCGACCUACGGGCUCAAUGUGGAGCGUGUCUUCCAGGACGUGGCCCAGAAGGUAGUGGCCUUGCGGAAGAAGCAGCAGCUGGCCAUCGGGCCCUGCAAGUCACUGCCCAACUCCCCCAGCCACUCGGCAGUGUCCGCCGCCUCCAUCCCGGCCGUGCACAUCAACCAGGCCACGAAUGGCGGCAGCAGCGCCUUCAGCGACUACUCAUCCUCAGUCCCCUCCACCCCCAGCAUCAGCCAGCGGGAGCUGCGCAUCGAGACCAUCGCUGCCUCCUCCACCCCCACACCCAUCCGCAAGCAAUCCAAGCGGCGCUCCAACAUCUUCACGUCUCGAAAGGGUGCUGACUUGGACCGGGAGAAAAAAGCCGCCGAGUGCAAGGUGGACAGUAUCGGGAGUGGUCGGGCCAUCCCCAUUAAGCAGGGCAUCCUGCUGAAGCGGAGUGGCAAGUCCCUGAACAAGGAGUGGAAGAAGAAGUACGUGACACUCUGUGACAAUGGGCUGCUCACCUACCACCCCAGCCUGCACGAUUACAUGCAGAACAUCCACGGCAAGGAGAUUGACCUCCUGCGGACAACAGUGAAAGUGCCAGGGAAGCGCCUGCCUCGAGCCACACCUGCCACAGCCCCAGGCACCAGCCCUCGGGCCAAUGGGCUGGCCUUGGAGCGGAGUAACACACAGCUGGGUGGAGGCACAGCCAGUGGCCCAGCUGAGGUGCUCAGUUCCAGCCCCAAGCUGGAGCCUCCCCCAUCUCCCCACUCCAACCGGAAGAAGCACCGGCGGAAAAAGAGCACCGGGACCCCCCGACCCGACGGCCCCAGCAGUGCUACUGAAGAGACGGAGGAGUCGUUUGAGUUUGUGGUGGUGUCCCUCACUGGGCAGACAUGGCACUUCGAGGCCUCGACUGCAGAGGAGCGGGAGCUGUGGGUACAGAGCGUGCAGGCCCAGAUCCUCGCCAGCCUGCAGGGCUGCCGCAGCGCCAAGGACAAGACUCGACUGGGGAAUCAGAAUGCAGCUCUGGCUGUACAGGCCGUCCGCACUGUUCGUGGCAACAGCUUCUGUAUCGACUGCGACGCCCCCAAUCCAGACUGGGCCAGCCUGAACCUGGGCGCCCUGAUGUGCAUCGAGUGCUCAGGGACCCACCGACAUCUGGGGGCUCACCUGUCCCGGGUCCGUUCCCUUGACCUUGAUGACUGGCCACCUGAGCUGCUGGCUGUCAUGACCGCGAUGGGCAAUGCCCUGGCCAAUAGUGUCUGGGAGGGGGCCCUGGAUGGUUAUGCAAAGCCAGGGCCUGACGCCUGCAGAGAGGAGAAAGAGCGCUGGAUAAGGGCCAAGUAUGAACAGAAGCUCUUCCUGGCCCCACUGCCGAGCUCGGACGUGCCUCUGGGGCAGCAGCUGCUCCGGGCCGUGGUGGAGGAUGACCUGCGGCUGCUGGUGAUGCUUUUGGCACACGGGUCCAAGGAGGAGGUGAAUGAGACCUACGGGGACGGGGAUGGGCGGACGGCUCUGCAUCUCUCCAGUGCCAUGGCCAACGUCGUCUUCACACAGCUGCUCAUCUGGUAUGGGGUGGAUGUGAGGAGCCGGGACGCCCGGGGUCUGACUCCACUGGCCUAUGCUCGCCGGGCUGGCAGCCAGGAGUGUGCAGACAUCUUGAUCCAGCAUGGCUGCCCUGCGGAGGGCUGUGGCUUAGCACCUACCCCCAACAGAGAGCCUGCCAAUGGCACCAACACCUCUGCUGAGCUGCACCGAAGCCCUAGCCUCCUCUAAGGCCCAGGAAGGGGGCAGAGGGGCCAGAAGGACUCCAUGGCCUGGGGAACCCUCCUCCCUACAGGCACUAGGGGAAACAAAGACACAGAGACUGAGAAGCAGGGACAUAUAGAAAGGAAGAAGGAAAGGAAAAUAGGAACAGUCAAAAAGGAGAAGAGCCAAAUGGGAGAAACAGAGGGAUCAGAGGAGACGUCUGGGAUUUGAGCCGCAGCAGAGAGGGAGUGGAGGUAUUUAGCCCUCUGCCCUAUGGUGCCAUUGAAAAGGGACAGGACCCUUUGGAGGUACCUGUGAGGAGAGGGGAGCAGGACCUCUCCCUCCUCCAGAUUCCUACCUUCUAGUGCCAGCCCCCUGCAAGUGUUCAUCCUAAAAUGUCUGGAUAAGACACAGGUUGGGUGGUGGGGAGUGAUCUGUGAGUCCCAUGUAAAUUUGUACAUUGGAAUAUUUAUGUUUGUGUACAUAUUUGGUGUGCGUGUAUGAUGAGCCAAUAAACGAGACUGUAUGUGUGGC